AGUGUUUGAACAUGUCGCUCUGAAAAAGAGGACGGGAAAUAGCAACAUCGAUACACAAAACACUGACUAUUUCAGCGAAAAGCUCGCCACAUCGGCGCUGUUGAAGUUCACUCACAGCGACCAGGUUGAUAAUAGAGGGCUAUACCAACUCUGGCGUGGGGGAGGGGCUUACCUGAAUUCAAAUUGUAUUCACUGGAAAAACUAGAGCUACAAGCUCGUUUAUGAGGUUACAAUUGAAAAUAUUUUUCAAUUUUAAUUCAAAUAUCUCUGAUGGCACAAUUCAAUUUGCUGUCCAUAUUAGAUGAAUUGCCAAACCGAAUUGAACUGAACAGUUUGUAUUUUGCGAUUGGUAUAUUCCUCGUUCCGCAGCGCCUCCCCCGUUCUGUGCAAGACAGACCCGUUCAGACACUGAGGGAGAUGAGAGAUGAGAUGUGGAGUGGCUGCUAACAGCUCUCGUGUGAAGAGCAGAAAGGACACAUUCACGACGAGACGGUUGGAGCGAGUGACUGGAGCACUAGAGCCCUGCUGCACAUCCCACUGACGAGACCUGAAGACUGUCUUAUCUUGGUGAAAGCCAAGGAACAAAGAUGGAGUCUGUUUACAUUAAACAGGAGGAAGUUCUGGAAUUGGAUCUUUUCCACAUCAAAGAAGAGACUGAACUGGAUCCUUUCCAAAUUAAAAAAGAAACUGAACUGGAGCUUCUCCACAUUAAAGAAGAAGAGGCUGAAGUGGAGCCUGUCGACAUUAAAGAAGGGGAGUCUAUUGACUUGUUUAAGGAUUCAGAAAGCAUAUCCCGGCCAAAGAUAUCCCAUCACUGUACUGACUGUGGGAAGAGCUUCAGUCGGUCAGCAAACCUAAAAUCACACCAGCGAACUCACACUGGAGAGAAGCCGCAUCACUGUAUUGUAUGUGGGGAGAGUUUCAGUCAGUUAGGCACUCUAAAAAGACACCAGCGAAUUCACACUGGAGAGAAGCCACAUCGCUGUACUGAAUGUGGAGAGAGCUUCAGUCAGUUAGGAAGUCUUAAAAGACACCAGCGAAUUCACACUAGAGAGAAGCCGCAUCACUGUUCUGAAUGUGGGAAGCAUUUCAGUCAUAUAGAAAGCCUAAAAAUACACCAGCGAAUGCACACAGGAGAGAAGCCGUAUCUCUGUUCUGAAUGUGGGGAGAGUUUCAGUGUGUCAGCAAACCUAACCAUACACCAGCGAAUUCACACUGGAGAGAAGCCGUACCGCUGUACUGAAUGUGGGAAUAGUUUCAGUCAGCUAGGAAGCCUAAAAAUACACCGCCGAAUGCACACUGGAGAGAAACCGUAUCAAUGUACUGAAUGUGGGGAGAGUUUCAGUGUGUCAGCAAACCUAACCAUACACCGGCGAAUUCACACUGGAGAGAAGCCAUAUCACUGUAUUAAAUGUGGGAAGAGUUUCAGUCAGUUAGGAAGCCUAAAAAUACACCAGCGAAUGCACUCUGGAGAGAAGCCGUAUCACUGUACUGAAUGUGGGGAGAGUUUCAGUGUGUCGGCAAACCUAAACAUACACCGGCGAAUUCACACUGGAGAGAAGCCGUAUCACUGUAAUGAUUGUAGGGAGAGCUUUAGUCAGUUAGGAAGCCUAAAAACGCAUCAGCGAAUUCACACUGGAGAAUAGCCAUAUCACUGUUUUGAAUGUAGGGAGAGCUUCAGUCACUUAAGAAGCCUAAAAAUACACCAGCAAAUUCAUGCUGGAGAGAAGCCGUAUCACUACAAAUUGUUGCAAGUCAUUUGCUUUCACCAGUCAACUGAAAAAGCAUAAAUACUAGUUUUUAAAAUGCAGUUGAAACUGAUAUAAAUCAACAUUCAAAGCAGCAUUACAAUGGUCCUUGUUUUUGGUCCAUCCAGUCCAGGUCUUUGUUUCAACCAGAUUGUAAAUGAAUGAAUCAACCUUCUUCUAAAUCAUUCAGGACCUCAUUGGAAGUGAGGGCCACUGCUCUAUAGGAAUCAACACUGAGUGCCAUGCUCCAGUGAUAUAUAUUUUUUUUUAAAGAAACCCAUUUCUUUGCCAACCUAAGAUGAUUUAAUUAUGCUUUAGUCUACAUGUGAGAAUGAGUGUGUGCCAAAGCAGCUGUCUCAUGUGCUUGUAUUUUAAUCCUCAUCCUAGUAUGUUGAUUUUUUUAAGUGUGAAAAAUAGUAAACUAUGUAAUUAUUGUGUUUUUUUGUUGUUGAUUUGUACUCUUACCUUCAUUAUUAACACAUACAUAUUUGUAUUAUCUUUUAAAGCAGUUGUAUCUUAAGAACAAAACUAGCUAACAGUUGUAAUAAUAAUUGUUGUUAUUAUUAACAUGUUUAAUUAAUCAUUUUUUCUAUAUAUGACUGGCAUUAUUUUAAAAAAAUAGUUUUGUUCAUUUUUUUUUUUAAAUAUAUAACAUAAAUGUGCACAUUUUCUUGCUAAAUCAAAGAAUUCAGGGAUUAUUUGACCUGGCGGGUAUUUCCUUUCAUUGUCAACAGACUAUGCUUAGACACGGAUGAAUUUCAAACCCUGCGUAUGGGCUGUUUGUAAAAGUCUUCUUACAUAGAUUUAGAUGGACAGCAUUUUUUUUGUUUUCUUUACUGUGUUUUUGUUUUCAGUGUUUUUGAGUAAACUUAGUCAAUCUACAGAUUGUGAUGGUUCAUUUUCAUUAGGCAGGUCUGUGUUGUUUCCUAUCGUUACCGGUGUUAAGGCAGGGCCCACAGGCUCAUCGGUAACUGGCAUUGCUUUACUAAACUCAUUCUCAAGGAAUUUGGGUUCCAAAUCAAAGCAACAAUAGAAAUCGGAAAUUAUUUCAGACAUUUUAAAAAAGUUGUUAUAAAACAACUUUAAAACAGUAUUGUUUGAAUACCGAAGCGCAGCUCCGUGCUGGAUUGGAAUGGAAGCAAAGACACAUUGGAAACAGUCCCGGUAAGCAUGUUAUGACACUCGUGUUAUUCCACUCGAGUGGGAUAACAAACAUGUAUCCCAGAUAUCACCAGGCUUAUGGUAUAAGUAUGAAAUAAGGCCUGACAGGGUGUCCAUAUACAUCGAAUAGACGGACGCCUCGGGGCGUUGUGCAUGAGACGAAGUUGAGUGCCUCCAACCUCAGAGAAGUCUGGAUAUUAGAGCAGAGUUGUAACGAAUCACCAAACUUGGGACGCGAGUCGAGUUGAGUCACUAAACUGCUCGAUUCGAGUCAAGUCUUUGACAAGCCAAGCUUGAGUCGAGUCACUAAACUGCUCGAGUCGAGUCUUUGACAAGCCGAGCUCGAGUCGAGUCACUAAACUGCUCAAGUCAAGUCUUUGACAAGCCGAGCUCGAGUCGAGUCGAGUCACUUCGAGUCAUUAAUUCUGACCAGUGCUUAAUUUGUAAAGAAAGAGGGGCCGGGGCACCAGCAAUGACAAUAAUACUGUCCUUAAGAAGCGCACAUAUGUACUAGUGUUACAUGUUUACAAUCACGUAUUCUACAUCAUAUACAAAGUAGUAGUGGUGCAGAAAAAAUAGAGGCAACUGCAGGACAAAUAAUAAAUACAAAAAAAAAAAACCCUGUAUACACAUUUUCUUAUGGUUUUGCAUUUAAAUGGUUUAAAAAAACAAAAGGCAUUCAGAGGACUCCAGGUGGACCCCAACAUGAACAUUGGUUUGACCCACGGUCUGCACUAUUAUCAGUGAUGUGUAUGCAACAGAAGCCACUGGUAGAUUACAAAAACUAUUAAUUAAACUUAGGCUAGGUAGUUGUUAUAUUGGUAUGUUUUUAUUCUCUAUUAAUUAAAUUAUAUUCAUUGGAAUAGGCAAGAGAGAACCAGAUCGUUAUUUUUUAUUGAUGUUAGCCUUUUUAGCGGAAUUUGGGUGGGUGGGGUGCCCUUAAUUGCUGCCUAUCAUUACCUCCUAUUUAAACCCUGACAACACACACCUUCCCUGUCUAGUGUUUUUUGUUUUAGAGACAUUCAAAAUGCAAUAGGAAUCUACCUAUUCAACCAACUGCAUCCGAAUAACACUUACCUAUUGAAUAAUGCCAAAAUAUCAUCGCAUUGCUUCCUCGUCCGAUUCGGAGGACUGCGAACAACUGAUCUUUGAUUAUUUCCGUGGCAAUGACGGUCCUCGUCCAUCAGUCUCUUUCUCGUCAGCUUCUAGUUUCCUGUUAGGGUAGAUACCACAGAAUGGAAUUGCACACAAGAGUGGCAUGUAGCUUCCUUGUCUAAAUCUCUGAUCUAUGAUAAAUUGUAGUUCCUCGUUUAAUUAAAAAUAAAGGAAUUAUUUAUUUGGUAGAAAUGAAUAAAUGAUUUAAAUAAAUGCAUAGAGGAAUAAAUACAUUUAGAAAUAAAUAUUUUUAAAUAAAUAAAUGUAGAAAUGAAUACAUGUUUAUAUUAUAAAUGUAUAAAUAAAUUAAUAAAUAGCAAGCUAGAAAACUACAUGUCAUUUUAAUUGAUUUGGCUGAUGCGUUUAUGCACAGCAAUUGAUAUUUAUAUACCUAUAUAAAAAGUACAAGUUUCAUUAAAAAAAAAAAAAAAAAAUUGCAAGUUGCCUAAAAUUAAUAGCGCAUCAAAGAAAGUCACCGAGGUUGAAACAUUUAAUGGUAGCUACUGAGUCAACAUUUACAUUGUAAUGUUUAAAACAAUCUUUUAAAAUGUAACAAACAAGGGUCAUUUAAAUGAACAUAAGAACAUAAGAAAGUUUACAAACGAGAGGAGGCCAUUCAGCCCAUCUUCCUCGUUUGGUUGUUAGUAGCUUAUUGAUCCCAGAAUCUCAUCAAGCAGCUUCUUGAAGGAUCCCAGGGUGUCAGCUUCAACAACAUUACUGGGGAGUUGGUUCCAGACCCUCACAAUUCUCUGUGUAAAAAAGUGCCUCCUAUUUUCUGUUCUGAAUGCCCCUUUAUCUAAUCUCCAUUUGUGACCCCUGGUCCUUGUUUCUUUUUUCAGGUCAAAAAAGUCCCCCGGGUUGACAUUGUCUAUACCUUUUAGGAUUUUGAAUGUUUGAAUCAGAUCGCCGCGUAGUCUUCUUUGUUCAAGACUGAAUAGAUUCAGUUCUUUGAGCCUGUCCGCAUACGACAUGCCUUUCAAACCCGGGAUAAUUCUGGUUGCUUUUCUUUGCACUCUUUCUAGAGCAGCAAUAUCCUUUUUGUAACAAGGUGACCAGAACUGAACACAAUAUUCUAGGUGAGGUCUUACUAAUGAAUUGUAGAGUUUUAACAUUACUUCCCUUGAUUUAAAUUCAACACUUCUCACAAUAUAUCCGAGCAUCUUGUUAGCCUUUUUUAUAGCUUCCCCACAUUGUCUAGAUGGAGACAUUUCUGAGUCAACAUAAACUCCUAGGUCUUUUUCAUAGUUCCCUUCUUCAAUUUCACUAUCUCCCAUAUGAUAUUUAUAAUGCACAUUUUUAUUGCCCUCAUGCAAUACUUUACACUUUUCUCUAUUAAAUUUAAUUUGCCAUGUGUCUGCCCAUUUCUGAAUGCUGUCUAGAUCAUUUUGAAUGACCUUUGCUGCUGCAACAGUGUUUGCCACUCCUAUUUUUGUGUCGUCUGCAAAUUUAACGAGUUUGCUUACUAUACCAGAAUCUAAAUCAUUAAUGUAGAUUAGGAAUAGCAGAGGACCUAAUACUGAUCCCUGUGGUACACCACUGGUUACCUCACUGCAUUUUGAGGUUUCUCCUCUAAUCAGUACAUUCUGUUUUCUACAUGUUAACCACUCCCUAAUCCAUGUGCAUGCAUUUCCUUGAAUCCCUACUGCGUUCAGUUUGAGAAUUAAUCUUUUAUGCGGGACUUUGUCAAAAGCUUUCUGGAAAUCUAAAUAGACCAUGUCGUAUGCUUUGCAGUUAUCCAUUUUCAAUGUUGCAUCCUCAAAAAAGUCAAGUAGGUUAGUUAGACACGAUCUCCCUUUCCUAAAACCAUGCUGGCUGUCUCCCAGGAUAUUGUUACCAUAUAGGUAAUUUUUCAUUUUUGAUCUUAUUAUAGUUUCCAUAAGUUUACAUAUAAUAGAAGUCAGGCUUACUGGUCUGUAGUUACCUGGUUCGGUUUUGUCUCCCUUUUUGUGGAUCGGUAUUGUGUUUGCAAUUUUCCAGUCUGUCGGUACAACCCCUGUGUCAAGAGACUGUUGGGAGGAUCUCAUCUGGCCCAGGGGAUUUGUAUAUUUUAAGAGCUCCUAGUCCCUUUAACACUUCUGCCUCUGUUAUGCUAAAGUUAUUUAAAAUUGGAUAGGAACAUGUCGGGCAUGUUGUCUGUGUCCUCCUUUGUAAAAACCUGUGAAAAGUAAUCAUUUAAUAUAUUUGCUAUUUUUUUUUCUUCACCUUUGAUUUUGCCAUUUGUAUCUCUUAGACAUUUAACCUCCUCUUUGAAUGUUCUCUUGCUGUUAUAAUAUUGGAAAAAUAUUUUGGAAUUGGUUUUAGCCCCCUUAGCAAUAUUGAUUUCUAUCUCUCUCUUGGCCUUUCUAACUUCCUUUUUGACUUGUGUUUGCAGUUCCAAGUACUCUUUCUGUGUGCUUUGUUUUUGGUCCCUUUUAAACGCUCUGUAAAGUGCCUUUUUUCGCUGAAUAUUUUUUUUAAUUGAUCUAUUAAACCAUUUUGGCCAUUUUGUUUUAGAUUUAGAUUUGUCUACUUUUGGGAUGUAAUUGUUUUGUGCCUCUAGUACUACAUUUUUAAAAAACAGCCAUCCUUUUUCUGUGGAUGUUUUCUCUAUUUUACUCCAAUCUACUUCUGUUAGUGUCUGUUUCAUACCUUCAUAGUUUGCUUUUCUAAAAUUGUAAACCUUAGCUUUAGUCAUUACUUUUGGGGUUUUAAAAAAUAUUUCAAAUGAGACCAUGUUGUGGUCUGAGUUUGCCAAUGGCUCUCUGACCUCUGUUUUAGUUAUUCUUUCUUCAUUAUUUGAAAAGACUAAGUCAAGGCAUGCCUCCCUUCUAGUCGGUGCCUUGACAAAUUGCUGAAAAAAGUAACAAGCAGACAAAACUGAUUAAAACUAAACAAGUUUGAAUGACAAAUUCUUUAACGUUGUCGAGUUUUGUAAACAUUUAAAACUUGUAUACAGUAAUUAAAUGGACUGUGUUGUAUAGCGUUAUGCUGACUUUGAAAAACAAAAUGUUAAAAACGUUUUAGUGCAAGUGACAAAACCGUUUUCCUUUACACACACUAAAUUAUAUAUGACGCGCAUGCAUGCAUGCUCACUCACACACACAUACGCGGGCACACACAUACACACACACAUACACACACAUACGCGUGCACACGCGCACACACUCACACACACACACAAAAUUAUCUGGCCCGUGAGCAGAAAACUAGUUAUUUGUUGAAGGCCAGCAUGGGCAGCAGUGUGGAGUAAUGGUUAGGGCUCUAACCAUUACUCAGCCAGAAAUCACCAAUAUUUACAUUUUUCACGGUAGGCAUUCAAAUAUGUGAAAUCAUGAAUUUUCUGUGACCUUAUACAAAGAGACACUAGUAAUCUAGUGAUCACUAGAUCACUAGUGAUUACAGAGAGGGUGUCCCUCGCUGGGUACCUGCAGAGAAAUCAGUGGCCCAACGUGAUUUAAACCGUCAAACGCAAGGCUACUUAUUCAACGUAGAUACAUAAAGAGCGAAUAAGAAGCUGAGCGAUUGGCAUAUGUAGCAAGUGUAUUCACUGUUCUGCCCCAGUAAACCACGUUGGGUCAGGCUAAAUACAGGUGUAGCUUACAGAGGGGGUGCCCCUCGCCAGGUACCUACAGAGAAAUCAGCGGCCCAACGUGAUUUAACCCGUUAAAUGCAAGGUGCUACUUAUUCAACAUAGAUACAUAAAGAGCAAAUAAGAAGCUGAGCAAUUGGCAUAUGUGGGAAAUGUACUCGCUGUUCUGCCCCAGUACACCACGUUGGGCCAGGCUAAAUACAGGUGUAGCUUGCAGAGGGGGUGCCCCUCGCUGGGUAGAGAAAUCGGCAGCCCAACUUGAUUUAACCCGUUAAAUGCAAGGCUACUUAUUCAAAGUAGAUACAUAAAGAGCGAAUAAGAUGCUGAGCGAUUUGGCAUAUGUGGCAUAUUUAUCUGCUUUUCUUCCCCAGUAAACCACGUUGGGCCGGGCUAAAUAUAAGUGGGGCUUGCAGAGGGGUUGCCCCUUGUCAGCUACCGGCAGAGAAAUCGUUGGCCCAACGUGAUUUAACCAGUUAAAUUCAAGGCUACUUCUUCAACGUAGACAAAUACAUUUAUGCACUAAAAGCCAGCGAAUAAGAAGCUGAGUGAAUGAGAAGCUGGCGAAUAAGAAGCCAACUUCAGCCUCAUCUGUAAAACCACAGACGUGUGAAACGUUUGUAUGUAAAUGGAAUGUGUGUAUAGUAAAAAAAAGUGCUCUAUUCCUAAAUAGCAGUGUUUAUACCUCAUUAUACCUGGACUCUUGACCAGAGGGUUGUGGGUUCAAUCCUGGGUGAGGGACACUGCUGUUGUACCCUUGAGCAAGGUAUUUUACCUAGAUUCAGUAUAAACAACUGGAUAAAUUGGUAAUUGUAUGUAAACAUAAUGUGAUAUAAUUGUGACAUUUGUAAGUUGCCCUGGAUAAGGGUGUCUGCUGAAAAAUAAAUAAUAAUUUAAAUGCAAUCUGCUGAACUAUUUGCAUUUGACUUGGUAUUUGUAUAUUCAGAAAUAUAAGAAUUUGCAUUUGAAUUUCAAAUCCUGGGAAAGCUUAAAAAAUAUUUCCAUUUUAAACACUUCAAUAAUAAUGCUUAUAAUAAAGUAGAGAGACUUCAGUAUUGCUGGUAAAGUUGAUUAACCUGAAAGAUGCAAACUAAAGGACACUUUUGAGAACUUCAUGUUUAUUAAACAUAACAAACAAAACAAGUAAAAAGUAAUAAUUGUGCAAUGCACACAUAUAUUAAUAUAUACAUAUAUCUCAUCAUUUAUGUCAGUUUUUCACAAACCUGGUCCUGCGGGCCCACUGUGUCUGCUGUUUGUGUUCCACUUGAGUUCUCAAUUAUUAAAUUGAUUCCCCAAUUGAACAAACAAUUAGUGACUAAUGCAAUGUUAGAAAUAACUUGAAAUAUCCAGUUAUUUGGCUGCUUUCACAAACCCUGAUCAACACUAAUCUUGGACUACCUUACCUGAGUUAACCCUUUGCAGUCCAUUUAUUAAGUGUGUGUCAAGCGCGUCAGGUCCAAUUUAUUUUCACACGCGCAGUUAAUUUUAGACCGUUUAAAAGUAUUUUUUUCCACAGUCAAACGGGUUUAAAAGGCCCUGCAUAUCAACAAAGCACUCACUAGGCAUCUCCAGCCCCACCCCACCCUUUCUUCCGCUAUAGCUUUCAUAUAUGCUAAGAAAUAAAUAAUAAUAAUAAUAAUAAUAAUAAUAAUAAGUCGUACAUACCGAUCGAUCAUCUCCUGAUCACUCGUUUUAUCACCAAACUCCUCAAUAAUGCGAUCCAAGUCAUUAUUUUAUUACUAUAACAUCUCAAAAAAGCUCUGCAAAUGUCCGUGUUAUUCUCUGUGCGCUGAUUCAGUAAUAGAAUAAUUACUAACCAAUUAAACCCCUCGGCCACGAUAUAAAAGCCUGCAGCUCGCUGCACUCUGGGUUGGUGUUAGAGCGAGCAGAGAGACAGAGAGCGAAAACGAAACUAAAAGAAAACCUUAAAGGAUCAAAGGGUUUGUGUUCGUGAUUUUGUUCUGUUUAACCUUUUUAUUUUCGCUCUGUGAGCAAGUUUCUUUUUUGUUUAAACUUUUGAUUUAUUUUGUUAUUUAAAAAUAAAACGGCGCAAGCGCCUUUAACUGCAGCACUCCCUGGUGUCAGUUUCCCUUCCUGCUUCUGCCGUAACGUCACCGUCCAGUCAUCCAGCCACACGUGGUGUCCAGCGUGGGAUCACCAGCGCCUCCUGGACUCUUUUUCGUUUUUUCGUUUUUUAUUAGUACUUGUGGAGAAAGAAGAGUGAGGAAGGAGGAUGGGAGGAAGAAAGAGGAUGAGAAGGAGACAGCAGCCGCUGCAGCAGCAACAGCCGCAGCAAGUCUGCCUUACCUGCCUGUGGGGGGAGGAGUGGUGCUUUAAUUGUGGGGAGCCAUGGCACAUUUCUCCUGGCACCUUCCCCAUAUGGCAGGAGGAAGAAAUGCAGACAGAGGUGAGGAGAAGGCAGAGAGGAAGGAAGGAACGAGAGGAAGAGGAGUGGUGCACCAGGUGCAUGCAGUACGGGCAUGAGGAGCACCACUGCCUGGAGGUCUUCCAGGACACAGACCUGGAGUGGGAGGAGCCCGACCGUCCUGCGUGGGAAGAGCCCGAAUGUCCACAGCCCAAGAGGGGGGAGUCAGUGCAUCCACAGCCCAAGAGGGGGGAGUCAGUGCGUCCACAGCCCAAGAGGGGGGAGUCAGUGCGUCCACAGCCCAAGAGGGGGGAGUCGGUGCGUCCACAGCCCAAGAGGGGGAAGGCCGAACAUCCACAGCCCAGGUAUCCGCCAGCAGAGGGAGAAUACCUGCUGGUUCCACCUCCGCCACCCUGGGAGGACUGUGUGUCGCUCCCACCUCCGCCAGCAGAGGGUGAGUUCCUGCUGGUUCCACCUCCACUGCCCUGGGAGGACUGUGUUUCGCUCCCACGUCCACCAGCAUAGGGAGAGUUCCUGCUGGUUCCACCUCCAUCGCCCUGGGAGGACUGUGUGUCGCUCCCACCUCCGCCAGCAGAGGGAGACUACCUGCUGGUUCCAUCUCCACCGCCGUGGGAGGACUGCGGGUCGCUCCCACCUCCACCAGCAGAGGAAGAGUACCAGCUGGUUCCACCUCCAUCGCAGUAGGAGGACUGCGGGUCGCUCCCACCUCCACCAGCAGAGGGAGCAUGCCUGCUGGUUCCGCCUCCAUCGCCGCCACCAGCAGAGGGAGCAUGCCUGCUGGUUCCACCUACAUCGCCGCCACCAGCAGAGGGAGCAUGCCUGCUGGUUCCGCCUCCAUCGCCGCCACCAGCAGAGGGAGCAUGCCUGCUGGUUUCCCCUCUGUAGCCAGAAGGGGAGGAGCCCCUGCCGCCUUCGCAGCCAGAAGGGGAGGAGUCCCUGCCGCCUUCGCAGUCAGAAGGGGAGGAGCCCCUUCCCCCUUCGCAGUCAGAAGGGGAGGAGCCCCUUCCCCCUUCGCAGUCAGAAGAGGAGGAGCCCCUGCCGCCAGAAGGGGAGGAGCCCCUGCCGCCUUCGCAGCCAGAAGGGGAGGAGUCCCUGCCGCCUUCGCAGUCAGAAGGGGAGGAGCCCCUUCCCCCUUCGCAGUCAGAAGAGGAGGAGCCCCUGCCGCCAGAAGGGGAGGAGCCCCUGCCACCUUUGCCAGGAGCAGAGCAGCAGGAGCUGCCUCUGCCUCCACCACCACCACCCGAGGGAGAGGAGCAGGAGCUGCCUCUCCCUUCACGACAGGACGGACCGGAACAGAAGGCUGGCGGUCCGCAGCUGCCCUUGCAUAGGCUGCUGA
Acipenser ruthenus (sterlet) is the source of this 11351-nucleotide messenger RNA. RefSeq names its product zinc finger protein 239-like. The record is from RefSeq and is a predicted model, not a curated record. Bases 10110 to 11351 code for a protein of 413 amino acids. The transcript is spliced from 3 exons. NCBI's taxonomy places the organism in Eukaryota, Metazoa, Chordata, Actinopteri, Acipenseriformes, Acipenseridae.